Molecule: messenger RNA, 1487 nt
Organism: Bombyx mandarina (wild silkworm)
Lineage: Eukaryota; Metazoa; Arthropoda; Insecta; Lepidoptera; Bombycidae
Biological process (GO): regulation of transcription by RNA polymerase II
Cellular component (GO): nucleus; transcription regulator complex
Molecular function (GO): DNA binding
Source: RefSeq, a predicted model, not a curated record
ACGAACAACGCACGUACAAUAACCGACUUUUGUCGUCGAUACCAUGAGAAUAACAGAUGUAAAAUCGGAAAAACUCAUAGAGGCCGUUAAGAAGAGACCGGCGUUGUAUAACAAAAGUGACACUAUGUAUUACUGUCAGAAAAAGAACAAAAUCAAAUUGUGGAUCGAAGUCUGCCAAGAAGUGUUCAGUAAUUGGGAGCAAAUGUCGGCACACGAAAAAGUUGAACUACGCCACGAAAUACUAAAACGCUGGAAGAGCCUCCGAACGUGCUUCUCAAGGGAACUGUCGUUACAGAAGAAAGAGAAACGCAGCCUCGAAAUCGAUCAUGAACCGAUUAAAAGACGUAAAAAGUACGAAUACUUUGGUUUGAUGUCCUUUUUACUUCACCCCGACGCAAUAGGUGAAUUCGAAAUAACGAAAGAGACAGACGAAGAGUCCUCUGAUCCUCUGGAUUGUAUGAAAACUGAGAUUUACGAUGAGGGACAAACAUCUAAAGUAGAAAUAGUUAAUGAAAGCGUCAACAAUCAGUUUCAACCGUUCUACGAGCGAAAUGAAAACGUUGACGAGAAGAUUCUGGAAAUAUUAAAAGAAAUGAAGAAAGAUGAAUGCGACGAGGACAGACAGUUUAUGUUGUCAUUAGUUCCAAGCUUUCGGAAAUUAAAUGAUAAGCAGAAGUUUGAAGCUAGAAUAGGAAUGUUAAAGGUCCUACAAGAGAUAACGUUUCAGGAGAAAGAGACUCUAUGAUAGUUAUGUGAAAACGACAAAGGCAUAACUUCAUGAGGGGCUAAAAGGAAGAUACGUUUAAAAGUAAGAUUUAAACGAAGUUAUAGUUUCCGGGUUAUCAUCGUGUCCAGAAUGCUGUAAUAGCGCGGCCUCAUUAACCAACUAAGUUUCUCGCCGGAUCUUCUCAGUGGUUCGCGUUUCCGAUCUGGUGAUAGAUUCUGGGUAGUACGGCUCUUGCAAGGGUUCGUGUUAGCAACAUCGUCAGGUUUGAGACCCGUGAGCUCACCUACUAGCCCGGUGACGCUGUCAUGGUCUCUAGACCAUCAGCUUAGGUAAAAAAAAAAAGUGCUGCGUAAGCAUAUUAAGGACUAUGUUUCGUACUAAUUCCUCUUGUGAAACAUCAAGAUACUCGUCGAUAUAAGUAUGCCCACUAGUCUAUGUAUAUCUAGAAUUAUUUUAGAUUUGUUAUUAAAAACAGUGAAACAUAAAAGCUUUGGAAAUAUGUUGAUAAUAUUUACAACCCAAUUGAAUUCGACAUUAUAUUUGGCUGUUAUUGGCGGAGAGAAAGUUUAAUACACAUUGGACGAUAUGAUAGAUUGCAAGUCAAACUGUAAUUUCAUCCAAACAAAUUGGCAAUGUCGAGUUGCCGUUGUCAUCAGAAAAGGAAUAAUACAAAGACAUAAUAAAUGUAAUUAAAAUAAAUGUUUGUUUCAUUACUUUGGGGUUUUCUGUUGCCACAUUUUACGUGCGUUAUAUUAGGUAC